Polychytrium aggregatum is the source of this 2758-nucleotide messenger RNA. RefSeq lists its product as uncharacterized. Lineage: Eukaryota; Fungi; Chytridiomycota; Chytridiomycetes; Polychytriales. The record is from RefSeq and is a predicted model, not a curated record. The transcript is spliced from 4 exons. Bases 103 to 2403 code for a protein of 766 amino acids.
CGUCCUGCGAGCCCACCUUCUUCCCAUCUUGCUCUGGGCUGCCCACAUACCCCGCCCCAGCUCACAGUCUCUCGUCUCCCUCCCCACUAUUCACGCCGGCCCAUGGACCCCACCAGCAACAGCAGCAGCAAUGGCGCCAUCAUCGCCAUCGGUGUCCUCGUUGCUGCUCUGCAAAAGACCCUCAACGGCGGCGCCAUGGCCGAGAACCUGAUCUCCGUCGCCAUCAGCAUCCUCGGCUACCAGCUUCCGAUGCUCCGGGGGCGCCUUCCCUCUGCCGACUGCGGCAUAUUCUACCGCAAUAUCGAGCGUGGCGAGCAACGCAUGGUCCUGGGCUGGCUCAACGAGUGUGCCAUCCUUUGCAGUUUGCAUCGUGAGCAGCCCCCUGUCCCAAGCCCGGCAACGACCGCAGCCCCUCCACAGGUCCGCUCUGGUCAAAGAACCACGCCCGACUUCAAUCAUGGUGACCCGGAACCAACUCCAUUGCUCGACAAUCGCUCCACCUAUAGCCUUGUGCUCAACACGGGCGCCGCUGCCGAUGACGACGACGACGACGACGACUCUAGCGAGGAUGAGCAGGACAGUACCGAGAAGGAAAACUCGGAGAGACUGGCAGCAUACGAGGCUCAAGUCGGCCGCUGGGCGCACGCCACCUUUGGCAUGAUCAAUUUUGUCUCGUCCGUCCCCUCCAGCAUCAAUCCCACCGGCUCGAAUAUAGUCAGCGAGUCCAGGACCACAAAAGAUCAAUACCUGGACCAAAUCACCUUCGAGAACGAAAACAAGUACAUGAUCUCCAAGUUUGCCGGCAAUAUCCGCAAGAUGACCCGCCGCGAGCUCAUCACUCUGGUCGAGGGCCUAUGGAGGGCAGCACUCAAGUCCCGCACCAACAAGAUCGACAUUUGGGGCAAGCGCUUGCUCAGGGACCUCCGCAAGUGGAAAGGCGAGGCACAGGAGCCCACGCCCGAGCCCGACUUGAUCUGGAGAGCCAACAAGCGAGCCAUUUCGGCAAUGUCCAACUCCAUCAACUCGCUUUCCUUUGAUGAGCCUCUCGAGAGCCUCACUGGAGCUGAAAGGCAGGUCCGGCGGCUGUGGUUGGACUGUCUCUUUGGAAAGGAUGCUCAUCCCACUCUGGAUGAUAUCGCGCACAUCAAAUCCGGCGACUUUUCUCACCUUUCCACCGACUUGCUCAAGCACUACACCGCCUACAAGGCAGCGGCGUACACCCUCCAGACCCUCGAUCAAGCCAAGGAGCACGAAGACUACUGUGUCGUUGCUGGAUACAGCCGCGACUCGCUCUCGAACCUGCUCAACACCCUGGGCCUACGCAGCCCUGUCAACGACCUCAAGAGCGCCCACGCCGAGCACACGGGCGAGGGCGGCCCCUUCUCGGCCCGAAAGACUUUCCACUGGUGGUCGGCGGCUCUGCGGUGCAUCCUCGAGAUUGCGAUCGCGGCCAUGCUGACGGCCAUCCUCGGCAUGGGUCCGCUGGUGGCCAUGAGUACGUCGCGGCUGCUCCUCGUCCGCGCGGGGUUCUUCCCGGUCGGAGCGCCCUGUGCCGACCACUUUAUCGAAGACGCCGAGGUCUUUUCGAACGGCAGCGGCCGCGACGAGUGGUGGGCUCUGAUCAAACUCCGCCAGCCACUGCACGUGUGGACCCAGCUCGGUUCACUCGCACUUGCCGAGCUCAGCAUCGUCAUCAGCGUUUGGUUCCUGGUCGAGAACCAGCACGAGUCGAUCGGCUAUUACUACGUCUGCAACGACUCGCGUCUGAGCGUAUGGCUGCCUCAGGCCAUCGGCGCCAUCGUCUCGGUCAUGGUUGUGCUCGCGGGCUUGGCCAUGGUCGCUCCUCACGCGAUCCGUGACAAGUUCCGGCCGCUGUACUAUUAUGUGGAGAAGCAUUCGCUUGCCGUCCGUGUGCCCGAGGACUCUUUCCCAUCCAAGAGCGACAAACAUGGCGACCACAGCAACCACGACAACCACGACGACGACGACGGCAGCAGCAGCACCCGCACCCGCUCGUCGUUUUCGACCGGCAGCCUCUACGAGAGCCUCAACCGCAGCCUUGGAAUCAAGAAGCAAACGCGCCGGCCCACAAAGAUCUUUAGCCGGACUAUCCUCAAGGACUAUCCCGCGAUCUCGGGCUACGAGUGGGCCUAUAUGAUUGUCUGUGUUAUGAUUGCAACAGUCGUGGCUUGCUAUGCGUUUUUGUCAAAGGAGCGAUUCAACCAGACGGUCUACGAGUUUUCCGCCUUGGUCCUCUGGGGCUUUGGCGAGGCGAUGAACCCGCACAUGCGCCAGGGUCGGAACAUUGUGACCCACGAAAUCAUUGCGUACAUCAUGGCCUUCAUCAGUCUGCUUGUCGGGGCCACCUGUGGCCAAGGACGCAAGUUUACCUUGGGUGCUUGAAAUCACCCCCUUCGUUCGCUUUUCGAAUCGCCUCCGAUCGAAACUUCCCUCCCCCAUUCAUUUUCGAAAGUGUCGAGUUGUACCUCUAAACUCCUGAAUUGAUCAUGCUCAAUCUGCCGCUUGUUCGGUCGCUACCACAUCAUGUACACGUAAUGAAACUAGGCAGUGUAUAAAUGAGGGAGCGGCGCACCGCUUUCUGGUUCCUGAAAAUGCAUCUAUUGAUUUCAAAUGAGGUGGUGGACUCUUGAAGGUAUGGAUUGUCGACAUAACUCCAAGAACAACUGGACCUGGAACGACCAAAUGUUAGGAGGUCAGGCAAUGUUGGAGUAAUAAAGACUCUCCAACUGGUUCAAUA